Salvelinus fontinalis (brook trout) is the source of this 697-nucleotide messenger RNA. Its product is annotated as kinesin-like protein KIF16B. Gene Ontology annotation, molecular function: phosphatidylinositol binding. The record is from RefSeq and is a predicted model, not a curated record. Lineage: Eukaryota; Metazoa; Chordata; Actinopteri; Salmoniformes; Salmonidae. The coding region runs from base 195 to 521 and encodes 108 amino acids. The transcript is spliced from 3 exons.
GGUGAGCUUCUCUUAAGUAUCUCUCAAGAUCCAGGAUCAUCACUUUGCUGUCUCUGGUCUUGCGUACAUGUCUGAUAGGUCCAUGUCUUACUACUUACUUAGUGCUCCAUUUUAGAAUUCUGGCAUUUUUCAAUGAGUUAGUUGUAUCUGUCUUGUACUCAGUAUUAUUUUCCUCUCUCUUUUAGAUCACUGUAAUGGAUGAAACGUGGACCGUCUUCAGGAGAUACAGCCGCUUUCGGGAAAUGCACAAAACUCUCAAGAUGAAAUACCCCGAGCUUGCAGCUUUAGAAUUCCCUCCCAAAAAACUCUUUGGAAACCGAGAUGAGCGAAUGGUUGCAGAGCGGCAGAGUCACUUGGAGAAAUAUCUGAAAAACUUAUUCAGGGUUAUGAUGUCGCCGACCUCGGGCUCUCCACUCCGCACUGAUUCGGACUCUGAGGGUGGUCUGCAGCUGUCCAAGUACACCAUCUGUGACUUCUUCAAGAAGGGCGUCUUUGACUACAGCAGCCAUGGAACUGGUUGAAGACAUUUUAGAUGAGGAUGGGUUGGAGCUAGCCUUGCCCCAGAUCAUUUUGUGCUGUUUCGCCAUUUCCUAUGGUCAUGCAUUGACCAUUGGAGUUGGCGAGAUGGCGCAAACAGAUCUGUGACCAGGCUACGAUGGAGCAGCUUUAAUCCCAAAACCAAAGUGUGCAGUGCCUU